Messenger RNA from Fulvia fulva, 729 nucleotides. RefSeq names its product RecQ-mediated genome instability protein 1. The record is from RefSeq and is a predicted model, not a curated record. The transcript has a single exon. Lineage: Eukaryota; Fungi; Ascomycota; Dothideomycetes; Mycosphaerellales; Mycosphaerellaceae. The coding region runs from base 1 to 729 and encodes 242 amino acids. Gene Ontology annotation, biological process: resolution of meiotic recombination intermediates; double-strand break repair via homologous recombination. Gene Ontology annotation, cellular component: nuclear body; RecQ family helicase-topoisomerase III complex.
AUGCCGCCAUCAACUGGCGACAUGCAGCAAGUCACCACAGAUAUUGCCAGCGCUUUGGCUGCCAAGCACAUUCCACCCACUCAACAAUGGCUACAGCAUUUCUCGCAGUCCAUCAGGCUCAACACGCCCCUUCAAGCUUUGCAGAAGACUGCUGAGUUUCGCCUCCUCGGGACAGAUAUUACUUCGUCGCUGCAGUCAUUCCCGCGUUCUGUCUUUCCCGCUGGCAUAGCAAGUCCGGAAGUGAAGGAACAGCGUAUCCCGGGACCCGUGCCAGUCCAAGUCCUUGACAGUGAAGACAUCGGUCGCAGUCGAUGGAGCCAAGUCGAAGCGAUCGAGAUGGAGGAGCGAGGCGAGACUCGCAAGGGCCACGAAGUCAUCCGUGUUGUGCCCGACGAGGACGAUGCUGAUCCAGCUUCCACUGCAAAUUCUGGUGCGGGGGGACCUUCCGGUCCGCACAAGUUAUUGCUUCAAGACACGAAAGGCAACAAAGCCUAUGCUUUCGAGCUUGAACCUGUCAACGGAAUCGACGCCUCCCUUUCCAUAGGAGCGAAGCUGGUGAUUCGCGACUUCGUGGUGGCUCGCGGUGUAGUCAUGCUCACAGCUCGCGGUACAGAAGUUCUAGGUGGGAAGAUUGAUGCCUGGGAUAAGAAGUGGAAAGAGGACAGAAAGAAGGUCCUCAAGCAGAAGGCAGGGUGGACCGAGAAUCCGACAGCAAACGCGGUUGAUUGA